Quercus lobata is the source of this 1750-nucleotide messenger RNA. Its product is annotated as cytochrome P450 81C13-like. Gene Ontology annotation, molecular function: monooxygenase activity; oxidoreductase activity, acting on paired donors, with incorporation or reduction of molecular oxygen; heme binding. Lineage: Eukaryota; Viridiplantae; Streptophyta; Magnoliopsida; Fagales; Fagaceae. The transcript has 2 exons. Bases 401 to 1621 code for a protein of 406 amino acids. The record is from RefSeq and is a predicted model, not a curated record.
UUGUUUUUGUCAUUUAUGGGAUAAGAUCCUCACGACAGUAUUUGGGUAAGGGUCAUUAUCUCUUCUCCCUCUGUCUUUCUCUAAACUAUUGCUCUGCUUCGCCAUGGAAAACUUUUACUUCUACCUUGCUUUGAUCCUCUCCACUGUUUUCAUUAUCAAACUUCUAAACCGCCACCAUAACAAAAAUUUACCACCAAGUCCAUUUUCUCUACCAAUAAUCGGCCACCUUCACCUCCUGAAACAGCCACUCCACUGAACACUAGAGACCCUAUCAUUGCAGUACGGUCCAAUCCUAUCUCUUAAGUUUGGUUCAAGGUCUAUCCUAGUUGUAUCUUCUCCUUCAGCUGUUGAAGAAUGUUUCACCAAAAAUGACAUAAUAUUUGCAAAUCGUCCCCAAACUAUGGCUGGGGAUCGUCUUACUUAUAAUUGUACUGCCCCAGUUUGGGCUCCAUAUGGUCACUUGUGGCGAAACCUCAGACGUGUUAGUACCAUUGAGAUUCUCUCUCAUAUCAGCCUUCAGAAAUCUUCUAUCAUUAGAGAAGAAGAAGUGUACUCUCUUCUUCGCCAAGUGUUUAAGGUGUCAAAUAUAGAACCCCAAAAGGUGGACUUCAAGUAUUUUUGCACACUUUUGGUGUCAAAUAUUAUGAUGAGGAUGGUUGCUGGAAAGCCAUGUGUUGGAGAGGAAUUUGCAUGCAUGGAUGUGGGAAAGAAGCUUCUCAAAGAAUUCAAAGAGGUUUACUUUCCGAGCUUGACAGUGAAUAUAUGUGAUUUCUUUCCAAUUUUAAGGUGGGUUGGUUACAAAGGGUUGGAGAAGAAAAUGAUAAGGAUGCACAGGAAAAGAGAUGAAGCGUUAGGGCGUUUGAUAGAAGAGAUAAGCAGGCUGAACAAUGAUAACAUUAUAGAUGUGGAAAAGAAGAGGACACUGAUUGAAACUCUGUUUUCUCUACGGAAAUCUGAACCUGAAUUUUUUUCAGAUGAAGUCAUCAAAAGCCUCACAUUGAUGAUGCUUAUUGCGGGAACAGAAACAACAGCAACAACCAUGGAAUGGGUCAUGUCACUUCUUCUGAAUCAUCCAGAAGUAUUGCAAAAGGUUAAAGCAGAAAUCGACAGCCAAGUUGGGUGUGAGCGCUUGAUAAAUGAAUCGGAUCUUGCCAAACUUCCCUAUCUUCGUUGUGUCAUCAAUGAAACAUUUCGACUAUAUCCUACAGUGCCACUUUUAUUACCUCAUUGUUCCUCAGCAGAUUGCACCGUGGGGGGAUUUCAUAUCCCACGAGGGACAAUUAUGUUGGUGAAUGCAUGGUCCAUGCAUAGAGAUCCCAAGCUUUGGGAGGAGCCUACUAAGUUCAAGCCAGAGAGAUUUGAAGAAAUUAAUGGAGAAAGAGUAGGGUUCAAGUUCUUUCCAUUUGGCAUAGGGAGGAGGGCAUGCCCUGGUGAUAGCAUGGCCAUGCGGGUUAUGUCUUUAGCAUUGGGUGCAUUCAUUCAGUGCUUUGAUUGGGAAAUGGUUGGGAAGGAGAUGGUGGACAUGACCUCAAGUUUCGGAUUUCUCAUGGCAAAGACUAAGCCUUUGGAGGCUGUUUGUACUCCAUGCCCUUCCAUGACUAGCAUCCUCUCUCAGCUUUGAUUAGAUUUAUUAGAAGAUAUGAGACUGAUAAAUAAAACCAAUAGAAUAAAAUUACCUCUGUUUUACUAAGUGCAUAGAUAAGUGCUUCUGAGGAAAAGGUUGACAAAAUCCAACACAUCAUUUAUGAAU